Molecule: messenger RNA, 2214 nt
Organism: Engraulis encrasicolus (European anchovy)
Lineage: Eukaryota; Metazoa; Chordata; Actinopteri; Clupeiformes; Engraulidae
Gene: kansl2
Product: KAT8 regulatory NSL complex subunit 2
Exons: 10
Coding region: 123-1643 (506 amino acids)
Cellular component (GO): NSL complex
Source: RefSeq, a predicted model, not a curated record
GAACAACACCACCUCCAUCCGUUAGCAACUUUUAUUUUGUAAAUCUACCGGAAGUAGAGUCAUUACUGCACUGCAGAUUACAUGGUCGCCGUUGCUGUUAGUGGAGCUCUGCUGGCCUGAAGAUGAAUCGGAUCCGUAUCCACGUCCUGCCGUCGAGUAGGGGGAGGGCGGCCCCCCCGGCGCGGCCCGUGGAGCCCCAGACGUGUUCGUACGGCGUGCGCCCCUGCUCCCAGCCGCGCCUGGAUGGCCUGGAGUUCUGCAUCAAGCACGUGCUGGAGGACAAGAGCGCCCCCUACAAGCAGUGCAGCUACGUCUCCAACAAGAACGGCAAGCGCUGCCCCAAUGCCGCUCCCAAGCCCGAGAAGAAAGAAGGGGUGGUGUUCUGUGCAGAGCACACCCAUAGGAACGCGCUGGCUCUGCAGGCCCACCUGCGGAACAACGCCUCCACCGGGCCCUCCGCAGAGCUGCUCCUCUCCCAGCUGGCCAGCCACGGACAACGCAACAACCAAGAAGCCUACAACCAAGACACCGCCGAUGUGUGUACAGAUGAGGACAGCUGGAGUGAGGAGGAGAGGGACCCCGUGGUUCUGGACCAGACGUGGAGAGGGGACCCUGACAGCGAGGCGGACAGCAUCGACAGCGACCACGACGACCCACUCAAGCAUGCGGGUGUGUACACGGCAGAGGAGGUGGCUCUGAUCACGCGGGAGAAGCUGAUCCGGCUGCAGUCCCUCUACAUCGACCAGUUCAAGCGCCUGCAGCACCUGCUGAAGGAGAAGAAGAGGCGCUACCUGCACACACGCAAGCUGGAGCACGACAACAUCAGCAGCAGCUUAUUGACGGGUCCUGAGGGGCUGUCGGUGAAGGAGCGUGAUAACCUGCGUAAGCUGAAGGCUCUGAGGAGGUAUCGCUACAGGUACGGCGUGGAGGCGCUGCUACAUCGCCAGCUGAGGGAACGACGACAGGCCCUCACCGACGGCACAUCACAGGUCCACUGUUUCCGUCUGAGCCAGAGGUGCAUCUCCUUUGUGGAGGGCACGCGCUGCAGUAACCAGUGUCUCCCCAUGACCAGGCACUGCGUAUCUCACAUCUACCAGGACAGUAGCCAGGUGCUGUUCAGACUGUGUCCGGGGCUGAAGGACAUGCCGUGCGAUCGGCCCGUCCACAUGGGCCAGUCUGAGGAGCCCCACUGCCCGCUGCACAUGUCUCUGCCCCCCUCCAUGUACCGUCAGGAGGAGGCCCCCCUGGCCCAGUCGCCGCUGCUACCCACGCCCUCCGAGCUCUACCUCAGCACCGCCGAGCUGCAGCCCACAGAAAACCUGCCUCUGGAGUUCAGCGAUGACUUGGAUGUGGUUGGUGAUGGUCUCCAGUGCCCACCCUCACCCCUGCUGUUCGACACGGCGCUGGCUCUGGAGGACCAGACCAUCCGGGCCAUCGCCGAGGCACCCAUGGACAUCCUCACGGAGGUGGAGUCCUCCGAACUGGACGUCGCCGACGCAGACGCCGAAGGAGAUCUGUUCGAGAAGGAGCAAGACUCGGCCGAUAAUAAGGCUCUCUCUGGGACCAAGGAGACAACAGAGCAAGCAGAUGCGGCCCCUCAGCACUCUGCACAGGGCCUGCAGGACAGCGGACAGCAGCCAUAGUGGCAAGCAGAUGCGGCCGCUCAGCACUCUGCACAGGGCCUGCAGGACAGCGGACAGCAGCCAUAGUGGCAAGCAGAUGCGGCCCCUCAGAGCUCAGCACAGGGCAGUGGACAGCAGCCAUAGUGGGGUCAAAGACGUCUUUGUCAUUCAGUGUCACGGACACCUUCCGCCGACUGUAACUGCAAAAAAACACGAUUUUUAAAUUGUUUCAAGUGAAUGGAUGACAGCCGAGGCUUUCAUGAAUUCCCUGUAACAAUAAAUAAAUAAAAAGAGUCAAGUUUUUUACAGUUACAGUCAGCAGAAGGCAUCCGUUACACUGAAUGUCAAUGCCAUUUUGUAUGUCUUUGACCCAGUGGCAAGGUGCAGCAGCCAGCAAGUAGCACAUGGACCAGAUGAAACGGAUGGAUGCACUUUCACCCAGUGCUAUUUGUGUCCCGCCUGCUGUGUCGGCACACACAAAAAAAACGUGUUCCAGUUCAGUUUUUGGACUUCCAAGAGAUUACAGUUGCUCUUGUGUUUGACAUGUAAACUUACUUUUUUUCCACAUUAAAAUGCUGUUGAAGUGUGAAAA